Messenger RNA from Desarmillaria tabescens, 4453 nucleotides. RefSeq names its product cortical protein marker for cell polarity-domain-containing protein. Gene Ontology annotation, cellular component: plasma membrane of growing cell tip. The record is from RefSeq and is a predicted model, not a curated record. NCBI's taxonomy places the organism in Eukaryota, Fungi, Basidiomycota, Agaricomycetes, Agaricales, Physalacriaceae. Gene Ontology annotation, molecular function: protein binding. The transcript is spliced from 10 exons. Bases 80 to 4246 code for a protein of 1388 amino acids.
GCCGCCGCGGUCGUCGUCCUUCCAGGCAAUCGCGCCAUCGUCGUGCGUAGCUGACAACGGUGCCUAAAAGCUGCCCGCCAUGCAGCUCCUUCGCUGCCUUUUCUCUGUCCUCCUUGCAAAUGCCGUUCUAGCAGCGUUACCACUAGUCGAUUUUGACCGUAUGGGCAAGGUCGGUCUUGUAGGCACUUUUGCUGGUCUCGACUUUUUUCAAAACUCUUCCUCGACGCUCGACGCAUCCACCGCUACCCUACUUUCCCGUUCUGACAACGGCGAGCUAUCUAUCCUCGCUGCCACCAAUACAGGUGGCCGCAUCGUGGCCGGCUGCGUGCUAGACGACGUUUUCUAUUUCGGGGGUCUAUUCUCAUCCAUCGGCUCAACGUCUGCAGUCAACGUCGCGUCAUAUACUGCCUCAUCUGACCAAUUCGCUGCUCUGGGUAGCAACGGACCCAACGGCGAGAUCGACGCGGUGUUCUGUGAUGACAAGAACAAGAAGCUGUGGGCGGGAGGAUCGUUUACAUCCCCAGGCUCCUCUAUCGCUGUUUGGGAUCCGAGUACAAGCUCGUGGUCGGCGCCUCCGUUCAAGGGCGUCACAGGUGCUAACGCCAAGGUCCUUUCAAUUACCACCAACUCGUCCGAGUCCAGUCUUUUCUUUUCCGGCUCCUUCAUUACAUCUUUUCAAGGCAAUGGAACCACUAUCAACAGUACAAAUAAUCCAAAUGUUCCCUUCUCGGCGGGAGCCACUCCUUUUUCCUCAUCUCUCGUUCCCAUUCCUCUCCAGAAUGCCGAGAUCGUCGCCUCUCCGUCAUCCACAGACGCUAAUUUCGGCAAUAUAUCGAAUAUUUUGUGUCCUGCAGGUGAGGAUGGUGCCGGAAAUACAUGGUUUGCGGCAGACCAGAAUACUGCUGUGAUCACUGCGCGGACUUUCUCGUACAUUACUGCCGAUGGUAUUCGUCUGGGGAAUACUUUCUUGGGUAAUCAUGGCACGACAGGAUUCAGUGUCACAACCAUCCCAGACAACACCGUGCGGACGCUACGCUAUCUAGAUCCUACGAUAAACGAGAACGUCACCUGCACUGAUCUAUGCCCUGCUGACUUUCUGUUCGAGGAAGACAGGUUGUCUAUCACUGGUGUAGAAGUCAAGUUAUCGGAAUGGACGGGUAAUGCACCUGGGCUCCAUAUUUUCCAACUGCUUUCAUCGGGAGCCUUUGCUUCUGCCGUUGAUUCCGAGAACAGUCAAUCAUGCUACGCCCCAAUUGCUUCUAACGCUACCCGCACAGGCGAUUGGCAAGUGAAGGUCGCCAACACAAAUAUUUCGGGAACCACCCAGUCUAUCCUAGUGUCGACGGUUGAAGUAGGAACUUCGGCGGCGAACGGACCAAGCAUGAAAUGGGUUCCAUAUGUAUCCGCUUCUGGCGAAUACGAGAUGAAUAUGCUGAUCCCUGGAUGCACCAACUUCCAAGACUGCGAUAUGCGCACUUCUGUUCAAGUCACUGUCUUCCCGGCUGAAGGUUUGGAACCUGUGGUGACGCAGGUUUCGCAGCAGAGCAACGACGACGCGGUUGUUCUUAUAUACAGUGGUCCGGUCAUCCCAUCAUCGUCGAAUUUUGUCACCACUGUGACUAUGACACUGUCUGAUAACCCGGCUGGCAGUGGUCAAGGAGGGCAGUACGAGUUGGUUGCGGAUCGCAUUGAGUUAGUUCUUACCUCUGCAAACAUCACCGCCAACUCCAGCAGUACCAGUUCAAGCACCAGUUCAUCAGCGUCGGGAACCAGGAACAGCUUCGGAUUCUUCGAAUGGCCUCUAGAUUCUGAAUCCACUAACGACGCAACUGCCACCCUUCCUAACUCAACAGAAACAUCUCUAGAGGGUGUUGGCUUCGAUAUUUAUUCUGCUGUUGGAAGUACUAGCAGCUUAACUUCUUCCAAUUCCGCAAUUGCUACCGUAGCUCAUCAUACCUCCGGUUUAUUCGUCGGCGGUAAUUUCACGCUGUCGUCUGGAAGUGCAUCAGGCGCUAGAAACAUAGCGGUGUAUAGAAAUUCGGAACUUCUGGGACUAAAUGGUGGAGGUUUAAAUGGUCCCGUAACGGCCUCCGUCUUGGUUGGGAACACCCUAUACGUGGGGGGAUCCUUCGAUGACACAAUAGCCACCGCUACGUCAGGGCUAUCUAACAUUGCUGCAUAUAAUGUUCAGGCAGACGAAUGGAGUCCUCUUGAAGGCGGCCUGAACGGCAAGGUUACUUCACUGGGGUAUUCGAAUGGCCAAGUCUUGAUUGCUGGCGAAUUCACCGAAGCGAUGUCCUCGCUUGGCGGUUCUAGCAGCAGCGUCGGUGGAUUUGCUGUUUGGGACAUUGCAAAGUCGUCAUGGGCCAAUAGCGGCGGCUUUAUUGUCGGGGAUCUAUCCUUCUUCGUGUCAGGAAACUGUGGCUGCCUCACGAAAGUACGCGAUAGUGAUACUCCAGGGGUACAACCGUUGGGCAUAGAGCUCGAUUCCAAUGUGAACAACACAUUGUCCUCUUCCCCUUCAGCGGCAUCCAAACGUCGCCGGGAACAUCACUCGAGAGCUUCUCCUUGGAUGCCUCAUGCUGUGUUCUCGCGGUUCUGGUCGCGACAGUCGUCUUCAUCCACCAAUCUGACGUCGUUACCCACACCCAUUUCAGCACCUGCACCAUCCGUUCUGGCCGGGGCCUUCUGGACGAAUAGUACGUCGUCCGUACAAGUUGCCAUCAUUGGUGGAAACUUUUCUUUCACCAAUGGAGGAACAGAAGCGUCUGCAGUCGCUAUUUACGAUUCCAAUUCUGGAUCUUUAAACGGGUUAAAGGGCUCCCAGAUCAAUGGCACAGUGCGAACCCUCCUUGUAGAUGGUGAUGUGCUCUAUAUAGGCGGUCAGUUUACGGUUUCAGGGAUCAGUGUCAAUGGUUUCGCCGUCUACAACCUAGCCAACCAGGAGUGGGACACUUCUGGUCUCCAAGGCUUCCAGGCAAGCUCCGGCUCCGUCGUUACCGUGUACUCUAUCACCACACCAUCGUCCAAGGAUAACACCAUCAUCGUAGCAGGUUCCUUUGCUCAGGCCGGAUCCCUACCUUGUCAAGGUAUAUGCUCUAUGGACACCACUUCCAAACAAUGGAACGCGUUGGGGCAGGGAAUUCAAGGCGAGGUGUCUUCUGUUUCAUAUGCUGGGGAUAACGAAGAGCUGCUGAUUGCGGCAGGCUCCAUUGCCCUCUCCGGCAACACAGAAGCCAACGUCGCGCUAUUCAGCUUCUCAAAUUCAACGUGGACAUCCAUCGGAUCUGGAGGUGACAUCCCAGGACCUGUCACCGCACUUGAAGUGAAUUCGGCGAAUUCGAGUAGCAUUUUUGCAGCCGGAAAAACUUCUGAUGGUGCCUCGUUUUUAACCUUCUGGAACGGCCAGACCUGGAAUAUUCUCUCCUCGACAUUUGAGAGCAGCACAGUUGUGACGCAGCUCACAAUGGUCCCUCUGCAAGAUACGCACUCCAGUUCGGGAAUAAUCGAAUCUGACCGUAUGCUCAUGAUAUCCGGUUCCUUGGACGAUUCCUCUUUUGGCAACGCAUCUUCUGCUCUAUACGAUGGACAAUCGUAUAUACCUUAUAUCGUAUCGUCAUCGAGCACAGGAUCUACGGGCGCUGUAGCGGCAUUAUUCCAUUCUUUUGCAUCAUUCAGCUUCACUCAACGUCAUUUCUUGGCCACUGGCGUUGUCAUCUUGAUAUCCAUUGCAAUCGCAGCCGGCGUUGUCUUUUUGUUGGCCCUGAUUGGAAUUCUGUGGACGCUUUUCUCUCGGCGCGAUGAAAAGCUCAAUAAAUUGGAUGUUGUCGACGACGACGACGAUUCAACACAUCAUCGACCUUCAUCCCUUCUUGAACAUAUCAAUGCAGCGACAAGAGCCACUGUGCUAGGAGGCGGCGCAUAUGACCACUACGAUGACAAGGAGGAGGAGAAAAUCCUGCGCGACGCACCAUCACCUUUACCAGAUGCGGAUCCUUUUGGUCCAGAUGAGAGUAACUAUCUGCGGGCAGAGACCCCCUCUGAUGCUGUGGGUGGACUCAUGGGUGAAGAUUCGAGUCGACCUGCGCACGCACGCUACUCCUUCGAUGGAGCAGGUGAGGGCGAGCUGCCUCUCUCAGCAGGUGCUGAGGUAGAGGUGCUAGAUGAUAGAGAUGCAGCUUGGUGGUAUGCGCGUGAUGUACGAACUGGUCAAGAAGGGGUAGUACCAGCUGCGUAUUUGUAUUAGCUCGCUCUUUGAUUUCUUUCCGAUCGUUUAUUUGUCGCUUGCAAUUGUUAUAUAUAAUAUACCCCAUCACGAUUUCUUUCUCAUAUUGACGGUCCACCAAAUUCGUUACCCAUAUUAUAGUAUCUACAGUCGUGUCGCUUUGGUUGUUUGGAGUGUAAUUGAGUCAAUGAUAAUAUCAUUAUGUUCAUGUCCGAACCAUUGAUCUGG